GGCGCGUGGCGGCAUGGAGCGCAGCCGGCAGGUGACGUGCGUCAGUUGGGUCCGCCGCGGCGUUGCCAAGGAGACGCCGGACAAGGUAGAGCUAAGUAAAGAAGAAUUAAAGCGUCUCAUUGCAGAAGCAAGGGAGAAGAUUCAAGGAGAUGUCGGCGGUAGCGAUGAAGAAGAGGUGGGUGAUGGAGCAGAGGACGGAAUGGAUGGGGCGCCCGUUCGGGAUCAGACAGCCGAACCGUGUCCGGAAGAUGGGGACCCGGAGCGAGACAAGAAGCUGGAUGAUGAUGAACUCGCCGAAUAUGAAUUGGAUAAAUACGACGAAGAGGACGACCCUGAUGCAGUGACUCUUGGAGAAUCUCUCUUGGGUCUUACUGUCUAUGGAAGUAAUGAACACGAUCCUUACGUUACUAUUAAAGAUACCGAGCAAUACGAAAAUGAAGACUUUUUGAUAAAACCCAGUGACAAUCUCAUAGUUUGUGGGAGGGCCGAACAGGACCAGUGCAAUUUAGAAAUUCACGUUUAUAAUCGAGAAGAAGAUUCUUUUUAUGUGCAUCAUGAUAUUCUCCUGUCUGCAUAUCCGCUUAGUGUGGAGUGGCUGAACUUUGAUCCCAGCCCAGAUGAGACCACUGGAAAUUAUGUUGCGGUGGGUAACAUGACUCCUGUGAUUGAAGUGUGGGACCUUGACGUAGUGGAUUCUUUAGAACCGGUCUUCACCCUUGGGACCAAAUCAGUGAAAAAGAAGAAAAAGAAAGGAAAGAAGAGCGCCGCAGCAGAAGCGACCCCAGAGGGACAUACCGAUGCAGUUCUCGAUCUUUCGUGGAAUAAGCUUAUCAGAAACGUGCUGGCAAGUGCGUCCGCAGACAACACUAUCAUUUUAUGGGAUAUGUCUUUGGGUAAACCGGCAGCAAAUCUGACAUUACACACAGACAAGGUCCAGACCCUGCAGUUCCAUCCGUUCGAGCCGCAGACGCUUCUUUCAGGAUCAUAUGAUAAGUCUGCUGCUUUGUACGAUUGCAGAAGUCCCCGGGAAAGCCAUCGGUUGUGGCGAUUUAGCGGACAGAUCGAGAGAGUGACUUGGAACCAUUUUUCACCUUGCAAUUUUUUGGCUAGCACAGAAGAUGGCUUUAUCUACAACAUGGAUGCUCGUGCGGAUAAACCGGUUUUCACACUCAAGGCUCAUGACGACGAAGUGUCCGGGCUCCACCUCAGCAGCCAAAUCAAAGGAUGCCUUGUGACCUCGUCCGCAGACAAGUACGUGAAGAUUUGGGAUAUAUUAGGAGACAAGCCGAGCCUGGUACAUUCGAGAGAUAUGAAAAUGGGUGUCCUCUUCUGUGCGGCUUGUUGCCCUGACUUGCCGUUUGUUUAUGCCUUUGGAGGUCAGAGAGAAGGACUGCGGGUCUGGGAUAUAAGCACGGUCUCCGCAGUGAAUGAAGCUUUCGGAAGUCGAGAGAGACUGGUCGCCACCAAUCCAACAAAUUCCCCUGCUGGCAGUUCCCUUGCCAGCGGCAGCAGCAGCAGCAGGAACUCAGAAACAGCAAUGGAAUCCUAAUAAAUCUCUUCUUAUGCCUUGCUUUUAUUUUUUA
Messenger RNA from Tachyglossus aculeatus (Australian echidna), 1583 nucleotides. RefSeq names its product PWP1 homolog, endonuclein (gene PWP1). The record is from RefSeq and is a predicted model, not a curated record. Gene Ontology annotation, cellular component: nucleus. The transcript has 15 exons. Lineage: Eukaryota; Metazoa; Chordata; Mammalia; Monotremata; Tachyglossidae. Gene Ontology annotation, biological process: rRNA processing. The coding region runs from base 14 to 1549 and encodes 511 amino acids. Gene Ontology annotation, molecular function: protein binding.